AUUCAACGGAAGCAGAACAAAUAUUUCUUUGAGCCACAAAAAAAUUCUUUUAAAUAUCUGAAAAACGGAAAGUAUGGACGACCGUACCAUAGAUUCUAUAUUUGUAGGGUCUUUAGAAUCCCUACCACCGGUGAGUUCAAAAAUUGUGCGAAUUUUUACCAGUUCCACGUUUACAGAUACCACCAUGGAACGUAACACCUUAAUGGCGAAAUGUUAUCCACGUAUUAAGGAUUACUGUCGCGAAAAGCAUGGUUUAGAAUUUCAGGUUGUAGAUAUGCGUUGGGGUGUCCGCGAUGAGGCAACCGAUGAUCAUAUGACUACCGAGCUUUGUAUGCGUGAAAUUAAAAACUGUCAACGUCUGUCUAUGGGUCCAAACUUUAUAGUAUUUCUGGGACAAAAAUAUGGGUAUCGACCCAUACCUACCUAUAUCUUGUCAUCGGAAUUGCAAUUAAUUUGCGAAGAGCUUACUUCAAUGGGUGUAGAUCGAGCUCUUUUGGAUUUGUGGUAUAAGAAAGAUAGCAAUGCGGUACCACCAGUUUCAGUAUUACAACCGAUUUCUUCCAUUCUUAUCAAUUUCAAUAACAAACGUGUGCCCAAAUUACAAGCGCAAGAUCAAGCUGUCUGGUGGGACACUCUAGGGAAAAUGCAAAAAUUGCUACGAAAAGCUUCCGCUUCUUUAGGGGCCAGCGGUAAAAUGACGAAAGAUGCUGUGCAUAAUUAUUUCAUGUCAGUUACCGAACGUGAGGUUAUCAAUGGCAUCUUAAACGUAAAAAAUACUAAAAAUCAUUGUUUAGCCUACAUACGCUACAUCAACAACAUCAACUUGCAAAAUCUAAAGAAAGCGUCAUUGUUUGUGGACAUUAUCAACCGCAGUUUGGACACGGAAUCAGCAAAAUUACUUGGCGAUCUGCGUGAUGUUCGCUUACCAAAUAAAAUCGAAACAAGCAACUUACAAAAAUACACGGUCGAGUGGAUUGGACGUGAGGGUCUGGAUAUUGAAACGCAUGAAGAAUAUUUGAAUCAUUUCAUUUCUCAUUUCUAUAAAAACAUUGUAAAAUUGGUGGACCGAGCUAUGCGCAAAGAAGACUCCAGUGCGCAGGGACAGAUAGUCACUGAAAUCCUACAGCAUUUGCACGCUUGCAAUAACUCGGUUAAAGUGUUUUACGGUCGCGAGGAAAAUCUCGAACAUAUCAAGCGUUAUAUGCUGGGGGAUUCAGAUAAACCACUUGUCCUUUACGGCGAAGGAGGUUGCGGUAAGACGUCGUUACUGGCCAAAAGUGCUUCUUUGGUAGCGGGCGAAUUAUUUGCUGAUCGCCGACCGUUGAAUAUUAUACGCUUUCUGGGCACCACACCGGACUCCAGCGCUUUGACUCCAACGUUAAUAUCUAUUUGUCAGCAGAUAUCCUAUAAUUAUAUGCUGCCUUUCGAAAACAUUCCGGAUGAUUUAGUGCCGUUAACUGCCCAUUUCAAACAGUUGUUAACUUAUGCAAGCAUCAAUCAGCCAUUGACUUUAUAUCUUGACUCCGUAGAUCAACUGACUGGUUGUCAAGAUUCGAACAAUGUUUCUUGGAUACCAACACGUUUACCGCCUUACUGUAAGAUUAUAAUUUCUUGUGCAAAUGAGAAAUCGAACCCAAUCGUUUCCCAUGAAUACCACGUGCUACGCAAAAUGAUUGAUAUUGAUGAGAAUUUCAUUGAGGUUACCGCUUUAGGGGAAGAGUUGGCCAUGAAUGUUAUUAAAAUGUGGAUGGGAACGGCUUGCCGCGACUUGAAUAAUUACCAAUGGCGCCUAGUAGCGAAUGCUAUUGGUAAAUGUUCUUUGCCGAUUUUUGUGAAGCUGGUUUUUGCGGAGAUAUGCCGUUGGCGAAGUUAUACACGACCUCAAGAGACUCAUUUGGCGAACAAUGUAAUGGAUUCUAUUAUGAUGUUAUUCGAGCGAAUCGAAAAGCAACAUGGUCGCAUAUUAGUUUUUCAUGCUUUAGCUUAUAUAACGGCAUCCAAGUCUGGCCUUUCCGAAAGUGAGUUGGAAGAUUUGAUAUCACUGGAUGACAAGGUACUCGACGAUGUGUAUCAAUACCAUAUGCCACCCGUUAGGCGUAUACCGCCUCUGCUAUGGACACGCAUACGUAACGAUCUGCCCAAUUAUUUAAGUGAACGCGAAGCCGAUGGAGUUAACGUUAUGAAUUGGUACCAUCGACAAUUUAGAGAUACAGCCAAAGAACGUUAUUUCAAAAAUAUGAACAUGGCUUUAUACUUUCACUCCAUGAUUGCUGACUAUUAUCUCGGCAUAUGGGGUGGAGGAGUACCGAAACCUUUUAAGUUUACUGAAAUACAACGGCAUCGUUUUGGCUUAACCGAAAAAGAAGGAGCGGCUGAUCGCAAAGUUCCCAUACAACCUUUGGUUUUUACCAGCAAAGAUGGAUCUUCUAAGCGUUAUAAUUUAAGAAAGUUUGGCGAGUUACCUUUCCAUUUUGUACGUUCUCGACGUUUUAAAGAUUUAUUUGAGCAUGUACUCUUUAACUAUGAGUGGCUACAUGCUAAACUAUCAAGUUGUCCCUUACAAGCGGUUUUGGCAGAUUUUGAAGAUGCUUCUGCACAUACAGACGACAAUGAGGCAAAACGUGAACUGAUGUUAGUGGCCGAUGCUUUACGCCUCGGCGGCGCCAUUUUGGCUGUCUACCCCAACAUGCUGGCACCUCAACUAAUAGGCCGUCUUUUGCCAGAAAUCGGUGGUAAUCCAAACAUUAAAAUGUUGCUAAGAGCCUGUGAUCACUGUGGCCCUAAAGAUUGCGCGCUGAUACCGGCGAGUCAUUGCUUACAUACCCCUGGAGGACCAUUAAAGUAUUCUUUAGAGGGUCAUCAGUUUGCAGUAUUUGCUUUCUGCUUGACUAGCGACUUGCGUUAUAUGGUUUCGAUCUCCACUCACUUUAUAACAUUUGAUCUUUCAACCUCAGAUCUUACAAGGGAUGUAAAUCCCGGAAUUGAGGGCAUCAUGCAACAGUUGGUUUUGAGCCCAGAUAACAAAUGGGCCGCAGCUUAUUCCAACAACAAUCAGACAGUUUUACUCAACAUGUUAUCCAGUGAAUUUGUGGUAAUUGAUAAUCCAUUCGAAGAAGAAGAUGGAUCCCUAAGCAGCCUUUACCUUAUAAAUCAAAGCCUUUUUAUCAGCUGUAAGCUGAAGUGGGCGCGCUUUGACUUACGGGGCAAUUUAGUUGAAAUACAUAUCAUAAAUGCAGACGAUACCUAUGCAUGGGAAAUUCUAAGCAUGGACUUCACUAGUCCGAAAAUCUACAACGUUAUUUUAUGGUCGGGUUCAAUCAACGAAACCCGUUUACGUUACAAUACCUUUCGAGACGAAUUAGAAACACCAACUUUACUCUUUUACAGUGCUCUCACUUUAAACAAGUGUGGCGACCGUAUUUACGGUUGCGCAAGCGAGGAGAAUUAUGAAGUAAGUGUAUACGAAUUGAUACAGUGCGAAAAUGGAGAAGCGAUUGAGUGGAUUUUAAAAAACAAAUUACCACGUUUUGAAAAUGAUGAAAAAGAAAUGUUACUGCAAUUGCGUCUAGAUCAACAUGAUCGUAUGUUAUUAGGUACCGCUGGAAAAGGCUUCGUUAUUUGGGAUUUAAGCGACGCCGAAAACGGUCGCCUUUCCGAGCAUGCCAUGUAUUUGGCAUUGCCGCAUGGUGUGCGCAAUAUUACCACAAAAAUAAUGCAAUCGAAUUCGAUUAUGAUCAGCUCAAAAAUGGAUUAUGCGGUAGCCGGUGUGCGCAAGAAUCUGUACGUGUGGUGUUUACGGAGCCAGCAAUUGGCCAAAGUGUUGGAUGCUCAUUUUGGUCGCAUCAUUCAAUUAGAGGCAUUGACGAUAGGCAAUUGGAAUAAUGUUGUAACCUCAUCCAUAGAUCGCUCUGUAAAGGUUUGGAAUAUAAACAACAUCUUUGAAAAGGUUCACGUGAUCGACAGACACGAAUUACAAAUCGAUAGUAUAAGUCUUUCAGAGGUUGACUUAGCUGUUACGGUUACGCGUAGUUGCGUAGGAGUUUGGGAGACCAGAUCAGGUCGCUUGCUCACCAAGUUGGCCGAUAGUCCUCUAGGUGCCAUUGUUACACACGCUGAAAUUACGCCAGAUGGCAAAUACAUAAUUGCCUCCGAAACGGGAAAGUUUCUUGUAUGGAAUAGAGUGUCCGAACAGGUAGUAUAUCGUGAUGAUCAACCCGGGAUACAACAGAUUACUUUUAUGGAUUAUGGCUACAAAGUAAUGACUGUAUCAUGUCCAAAUAUAAAUCAAAAGGAAAUGAAAGAAGGUGAGGAACCCAAUCGUUUGAUGGCCGUUACUAUUGUACGAGCUGUGCCUGAGGGGGCAGUGCUGUUCCGUUUUGAGUUUACCAUGCGUUUAAUACCAGGCAUACCGUUUCGACAGUCAAUAAUUUCCGCUGAUGGAGCCAACAUAGUUGUGUGCACUAUUGAUAAAACAAACAAAGAUUGCCUAGCCGUUUAUAGUGCUACAACAGGUAGCUUCGUCACAAAAAUUCUCCUAAAAGGCUGUGCCAUCAAGGAAGUUAUGUGUUUGGUACCUAUGCCACACAAAGCUAAUCAGGUGGCCGUGAUCAGCAAUGAAAAGGGCAGUAUUAUAGAUAUAAAAACCAAGAAGCAUGUACGUUCUAUUCCCAAAUGGGGUGGCAGCAUUACAAAAGAUGGCAAAUGUGGUCUUUACGCUCCCACCAGAGGUGGUCUUGAAAUGUUGGAAUUACGCAAGGGUAGCACAAUCAAAACAUUUAUACCCAAGGUAGCUGAGGGAGUGUUUUCGGUAAUUUGCAUAUUUACCGAAAACGAUGAAUACGUUUGCUAUUACCAUAGCGGUCGCAAAACCAUACGAGUCUUCAGGACGAACGAUACAGAGCUGAUAGCCAAUUAUCGUUUGCAAGCCGAACUAACAGCUAUUAAAAGCAGUAAAGAUGGCCGUUGCCUCGUUUUGGGUACGGUAGAUGGUUGUAUGUCUUCUUUGGUCAUAGUCGAUGCCAAAAAACAAGAAAUAAUUGAAUAUUUAAACGCUUUGCCUUCGCGUGAUGAGAAUUGGAAGGCGAAAUUAGCAAAAAUGAAAGCAAAAGUUGGCUUUAAAGCGGCCAUACGUGUAGCGUCCAUAACAUCGAGAUUCGACAAUAAAAGCUCAAAAGAAAAGGUCGUUCCAAAUGGAGAGGAGCCAGCAGAAAAUAACAGUUUAGUAGAACCCGCGUUAGAAAAUGAAUUAGUACAAUAAAACAUAUAAAGAAUUGUUAAGCACUUGUUAACGAAACAAAGCUAUAGAAAGCACAAACAUCGUUUCCUUAUAUAUCUUUCGUUGAGAAAAUAAAUGAGAAAUU
Messenger RNA from Glossina fuscipes, 5360 nucleotides. Its product is annotated as NACHT and WD repeat domain-containing protein 2. The record is from RefSeq and is a predicted model, not a curated record. Lineage: Eukaryota; Metazoa; Arthropoda; Insecta; Diptera; Glossinidae. The transcript is spliced from 12 exons. Gene Ontology annotation, molecular function: protein binding. Bases 74 to 5257 code for a protein of 1727 amino acids.